CCCGUGGGAGAAGCGGACCGACGUCCACAGGGAGCGAACGCCGCGUCGGGGAGAGACGGCGCGAUGUGGCCCUUCGUACCGCUGCUGCUGCUGCUGCUCGGCCUGCUCCGACCCUGCGCCGCCGAAGACGCGUUCACACAGCGGUGUGACUCAUCUACAGAUGGCACUAUUUACACAUACCGCGCAAAGACACUGAACGGGAGUCGCACCGUCAACUUGAGUGAAUACGCAGGCAAGAGUGUCCUCAUCGUCAACGUGGCUACAUACUGAGGGUACACCUUUCAGUAUGCGGAACUGAAUGCACUACAUGAGGACAUGAAACCCCUUGGGCUCACCAUACUUGGCUUUCCCUGCAACCAAUUUGGGAAACAGGAACCAGGGCAAAAACAUGAAAUCCUGCCAGCUUUAAAGCAUGUCAGACCAGGUAAUGGAUUUGUUCCAAACUUCCUGCUGUUUGAGAAAGGUGAUGUGAAUGGAAAAGACGAGCAAGAGAUUUUCACUUUCCUUAAGAAAUCCUGCCCUCCAGUUGGAGACAACUUUGGUAACACUGAUAAGAGGUUGUUCUGGGAGCCUUUGAAGAUCAGCGACAUUAAGUGGAACUUUGAGAAGUUUCUGGUGGGGCCAGACGGGAAGCCCGUGAUGAGGUGGCACCCGAGUGUCAACAUUUCUUUGGUCCGAGUUGAAAUUCAUAGGUACCUGCUCCAACGCUACACCCAGGAUUUUUUUAAUUAGAUAUCAGAUCCAUCAUAGAGGAUUGUCCAUCUAAUGAAGUAACUGUAAUGACAUAUACAGGAUAAGUAGAGCAUAGGCAGAAUGUAAAAGAGUAAUGUUAACAGUUUCUGAUACCUGAAGAUGGCAUGUAGAAUGAAGAGGAGGCUUGAAAACAGGAUCUCUGUGGUGCCUCCUCAGAGUCUGGGGCUCAGGCCAGCUCUUCAGUGCAUUCAGGCUGCCCUGCAAUCCCACGGCAUCAUGUCAUCUUCCCUGCCCAGGACCUGUUAGCCAUUACAGCGUAAAUACUGAUUACUUUCUUUCAAUAAAUCCUGGAGAACAACAAA
This is a messenger RNA of Xiphias gladius (swordfish), 1055 nucleotides long. RefSeq names its product glutathione peroxidase 3 (gene gpx3). The record is from RefSeq and is a predicted model, not a curated record. The transcript is spliced from 5 exons. Gene Ontology annotation, biological process: response to oxidative stress. Gene Ontology annotation, molecular function: glutathione peroxidase activity. NCBI's taxonomy places the organism in Eukaryota, Metazoa, Chordata, Actinopteri, Istiophoriformes, Xiphiidae.